CUAAGGGUGGAGAAGGGGGAAGGCGAAGGACGCGCGUUCCCGGGCUCGUGACCGCUGACAGCCCCGGGAACAGGCGCCCAGAGAGCCGGGGAGAGAUGGCAAGCGGCAGGGACCGGCGCGUCGUGGGCACCCUCCACCUGCUGUUGCUGCUGGCCGCCCUGCCCUUGGCAGCCCGGGCGGUCAGUCCUGGCGCCGCAGCCUGGACGGAGGAGAAGAAUUAUCACCAACCAGCCAUGUUGAAUUCAUCGUCUCUUCAGCAAAUUGCGGAAGGCACCAGUAUUUCCGAAAUGUGGCAAAAUGACUUACGUCCCUUGCUGAGAGAGCGGUACCCAGGGUCUCCUGGAAGCUACGCUGCUCGUCAGCACAUCAUGCAGCGAAUUCAGAGGCUCAAGGCCGACUGGGUCUUGGAAGUAGACACCUUCUUGAGUCAGACGCCGUACGGGUACCGGUCUUUCUCGAAUAUCAUCAGCACCCUCAAUCCCACUGCGAAAAGGCACUUGGUCCUCGCCUGCCAUUAUGACUCCAAGUAUUUUGCCCAUUGGGACAACAGAGUGUUUGUGGGAGCCACAGAUUCAGCUGUGCCAUGCGCAAUGAUGUUGGAACUUGCCCGUGCCUUAGACAAGAAACUCCUUUCCUUGAAGAAUGUUUCAGACUCCCAGCCAGAUCUUUCACUCCAGCUGAUUUUCUUUGAUGGGGAAGAGGCUUUUCUUCACUGGUCUCCUCAAGAUUCUCUUUACGGGUCUCGACACUUAGCUGCAAAGAUGGCAUCGACCCCGCACCCACCGGGAGCAAGAGACACCAACCAACUGCAUGGCAUGGAUUUAUUAGUCUUAUUGGAUUUAAUUGGAGCUCCAAACCCAACAUUUCCCAACUUUUUUCCAAAUUCUGCCAGAUGGUUUCAUAGACUUCAAACAAUUGAACAUGAACUUCAUGAAUUGGGUGUGCUCAAGGAUCACUCUUUGGAGAGGCAGUACUUCCGGAAUUAUGGUUUUGGAGGUUUGAUUCAGGAUGACCAUAUUCCAUUUUUAAGAAGAGGUAUUCCUUCAAAUCGUGAAAUUACUGCUUUGAUGCAAGAGGCAGACACCAUUGCGUAA
This is a messenger RNA of Propithecus coquereli (Coquerel's sifaka), 1094 nucleotides long. It is a transcript of the gene QPCT, whose product is annotated as glutaminyl-peptide cyclotransferase. NCBI's taxonomy places the organism in Eukaryota, Metazoa, Chordata, Mammalia, Primates, Indriidae. The transcript has 7 exons. The record is from RefSeq and is a predicted model, not a curated record. Gene Ontology annotation, molecular function: glutaminyl-peptide cyclotransferase activity; zinc ion binding. Bases 96 to 1094 code for a protein of 332 amino acids.